UUAGGAUUGAGAUCAAUCCUACAAAGAUCAAGUUUACCAGAGAGCUGAAAAUCGUCAGAGGCAUUGUCAGUAUUCCAUGUGAACUAUGAUGGCAUGCCGCGCGCUCUGAAAGUUGUAUGUAUCUUUAUCAGCAGCUACAUCUCAAACACACCAGCUCCUGAUGUUGUCUAGUUUCACAACAAUGAAGAAGCUGGGUAUGUCAACAACAGGGUCCAUGACUUGAAUCACAUUCACUGUGAAAUCAGGGCUUAUUACAGCCUCAAGCAAUCUGGCAUAUGUGACAGGGGCUAUAUGCCACAGUUUUAUGAAUACAUAUUACUCUUGCGCCCAACUGCCAUUGCCUCAUCUGAAUGUCUUUCAACACAACACUGGCCUCUCAAGUGCAAUUUUGAUGGAAUAUCUGCCAAACCCUCUGAUAAUGAACUGCAUUACUUAUAGCAAAGAGCAAAUGACCAAGACAGUCAAAGACAUUCAACAGAUACAUUCAGCUUUGGUUGAGCACAUAUACUUCAAUGAAGCAAGCUCUCCACCUUCCACACAUAAUACUCCGUACAAACGCUCAAAUCCAUCCAAAUCAACGAAAAUGGACUGCAACGGGGCAGUCAUACAAAAAGAGCUGGCUCUUAUUGAGCUGCCUUGGUGAGAGCUCUAUAGCCCCAACAUCUGUAAGAAUAAACAAACAGAAAUAGACUGAUCUGGCCGGCGAAGCCCGCUCGCUCUAGCUAGUUCCGUCAGGAGAGUGAAAGUUUCAGGUACCUAGAGUUUAAUUAAUUCGUGUUCAUCAGGACUCCGGGAGAGUGGGCCAUGAAGCUGUCCACCUACCGUACUCUGAAGUCGAGACAAGUCCUGCAUGAGGACUGGAGUUAGGCCAUUCUCGAACAGCAGGUCUCGGACAACUGUAUGGGCGGAUGCUCUCGUGUCAUUGCGCGAGGGGUUGGCUGUCGACCCCGGAAUAUCAGGCUCUUUGUGAGGAGGCAUCCAAAGUCUAUUAUUUAUCGACGAAGGGGAUGGAGAGGCACGACGAUGCGGAUGAAUUGGCACUUCCAUGAUUACAUUUGCUCGACUCCGCACUUCCUCCUGAAAUAAUUCUUCUGCAGCUCGUGUAACUACGUCGUGAUAGCCAGCUGCUUCUCUCUUACUCCAAGCCCGGGAACUUCUGUGUACUUGGUGCAAGAACCUGCCGAGCCGUCGAGUCCGGGAAUGGAACUGUUCAGAAGCAAGCAGGGAGUCUUUUGGAAACUGCCCUACGUAGUAUUCCGCAACCACAUCAUCCAGGGACUCAUAACCCUCUUCUUCGAUGACCGAGAGUAUCCUCUCCAGUCGCCGUUCGCUAGUUUCAUAGGAUGUUCUCCUUCGUUUAUUUCUGCAACUAUUCCUUCUUAUACCCGAAGCCUCUCCAACCCUUGCCAUCAUCUCUUGUGAAAAGGAUUGAAGGGAUUUAUCGAGAUCAUCUGAGCGAUAGAUUUCUGUGGGGAAUUGAUGUUCCUCAAGAGUUUCUGUGUCUUCGCUUUGGAAGAUCCCACCCUUCAAAUCGGGUAGCGGCGAAGUGUCUGCUGCUGCUAGCUGGAAGCCAGGUUGCUGGGAGUGACAUCGAUCAGAAAACAAUGAUGGCUGCCCUUUGUCUAAAGAGUGCACUGGAAUCAGUGGUGGGUUGGGCUGCGUGUUCAGCAUAGCUAGUCCAAAAGUGGAAGAACACCCGCUGUUGCGCCUCCGCCGAUGGAUAUCUCGCAUCGCUGGCUCUGCGUGGUCAUCUCCCAUGGUAUCUAGUAGGGGAUCAGGAAUUUUUGCAGUUUCUGAAGUAGUAUGAGAUACACGGCUUUGCAUCGAGGUCUCUUGGAAGAACCUCGGCUCCCAUGACGAAUCAAUGUUGAUUAGGUCGUCGACCAUUUCUUUCUCCAUGAGUUCGGGCCCUAGUCUAUCUGAAAUGCUUUCUAUUUCUUCAAAGAAAUCAAGCCUAUGAACCAUUCGUCAGCACCAUUAUUCCCCUUUUUGGGCUCCUUUGGAUGACAAUUUAAAUUCCCCCUCUCGGACCCGAGGCUACUUACUUCAUUGGGUCGACCUCAUUGUGAGCCGGACUCUGUGGUUGUUGUCGCUCCCGUGACGAAGCGCUCGUUUCUGUUUGGUUUGGAUGAAUAUUAUCAUGAGUGUGUGUCUUGCUUGCGCAUUUUCGCUUUGCUGCUGAUUUUAUUAGUUGCUCGAGACCUAUAUACUAUACAUCGCAGAACCAUUCUCGACCGUUUUGAAAAGAGGAAAAAGGGAGAACAAUACCCUCUCGAUGCCGUCGUUGAGCCAGUCUAUUCUUUUCUCUUCGAAUUUCUUUUUGACUGCGUUCAAUAGGUAGCAUUAGCGGCGGCAGCUCGCUUUUGCUCUUUGGUUUAGAAUUUUCGAACAUGAUUAUACUUUGCCCCUUGCCAUUCUUGGUUACCGUAUAAUAUCUCCAGGGCUGGCUCCCGACUACGUUUUUUUAUUCUUACCUUCAUUCUAAUUGCGCAAACUUUUAUAAAUGGCAUGGAAGGCCUCUCGAAGCCAGGCAGCCAACCACAGCCUUUGGACUCAGGAAAUCGAAUAACUACACCGCACAUCCCUAUCGAUGCGAGCCGAGUGUUGGACAUAUGCAAAACCCCCAUAUUUUAGACCCGCGCAAACUAGGUACGGUCGAUGGAUAGCUGAUAUAUGGUGGGAUCUCAGCCCAAAGCAAUACUACCCUGAUGGGGCCAAGUUGAACGUCAAGACGAUAAUGAAGAAGAUAAUAUCCAGCAGGUUUUCAGCCUUCGGAACGGAAAGUAUUUUCAAUGUUGCUCCUAGCAGCUCGUUUCUGUAGGUCCUGUCUGGAACGACCAGCUUCUAAUCCAUGAAGGGCUUGGUAAUUCAUAUGGACCUGGUUCCAAAAGCAUUCAUCAUGUUUGUCAAAUAUAGAAAUGAUUUGAAAGCUCGUAUUCGAUCAGUGCACUUAUUGUAACACGACCCCCAACUGUACAACCACUGAUAAUUCAGCUACAUAUUUAUCUGGUGUUUGGACAACUACAUAUUAUAAAUCGGGGGCGAGCGGAGUGGAACUUAGUCAUAUACAGGGCAAAUCAUAGGCUAAUAAGUUGGAAGCCACAAUUAUUGCAACGAGAAUCUUAGUAGUAUCUCAUUCAUCUUGUUGAUUCUUCAGCUGAUUCUAAAGCUAG
Messenger RNA from Blastomyces dermatitidis ER-3, 3173 nucleotides. RefSeq lists its product as uncharacterized. The transcript has a single exon. The record is from RefSeq and is a predicted model, not a curated record. The coding region runs from base 305 to 643 and encodes 112 amino acids. Lineage: Eukaryota; Fungi; Ascomycota; Eurotiomycetes; Onygenales; Ajellomycetaceae.